UGUCCCCAGCCUCCGGCCCCCCUCCCGCCACCUGCGCGCCUCCCAGAUCAAAGCGCUUCUGGGAGGGGGCUGGAGGGCGCCCAGUCCCCCCGCCACCUUAGGGAGAGACGGAAACUACAACUCCCAUCACGCCCCGCAGCCGGCUCCCCCCCGCCUCCCCCUCCCUCCCCUUCAGCCUGCGGCCGGCGGCGCUGAGCUUUCAUCUGCGGACCCGGCGGGAGGGAGCCACUCCCCGCGGAGCUCCCCGACGGCGGCGCCGUGCGCGGCAGCUGCAGCUCUAAGCCGGGUUCACCUUUGCGUCCGCGCCAGCCCGGAGCCUGGGGGCAGAGGGUCCGUUCCGGGCGCAGCGAGAGGAUGGGCAUCCGCGUAUUCAUCGCCUCUUCCUCGGGCUUCGUGGCGAUAAAGAAGAAGCAGCAGGAUGUGGUUAGAUUUCUGGAAGCCAACAAGAUAGAGUUUGAGGAGGUGGAUAUCACAAUGUCAGAAGAACAGAGGCAAUGGAUGUACAAAAACGUCCCCCCAGAAAAAAAGCCUGCUCAGGGCAACCCUCUGCCACCUCAGAUAUUUAAUGGCGACCGAUACUGUGGAGAUUAUGACAGUUUUUUUGAAUCCAAGGAAAGCAACACAGUCUUUUCAUUCCUUGGCCUGAAACCACGGUUGACAUCAAAGGCAGAGCCUUAGAGAAGAAAAGUGAAAGAUGAUGGAGAUGCAUUUUGGAACACCCCCUUGGUACUCAGCACACACCUGCUUACCUAAUGCAUCACUGUGACAAAAGCCACAUGCAUCAUCAGUAACUUUGCUUGCCACGGAAAAGGUGUUUUUGGAAGAUGUGGGUAAAAUGGGAAUUGCAUGAUUGCUUUAAACCAAAUCAGGUGGUGGAUUUUUCUUAUUUUUUUCAGAUUUGCCUGCAGUUGCCUCACUCACCAGGAAAUAUUAUCACCUGUUACAGGUGUGCUUCCUUAAUGACUGAAAGAUAAGUGGGUAGCACCAUCAGAGAGAAAAUGUUGGAUCUGCCCUAGGUUAUAAUAGAUGCCAGAAUUGUAUAAACCUGCUUCUCUUUAAGCUGCCUGGAUUGCAUCCUCGAAAUUAGCCUGCCAGGUUAUUAGAGUCUUUGAAUCAGAAAGAAAAGAAGCAAUGCUAGUUGACAAAGGACACUGAAGAUUUUUGCUGUAGAAUCACAAAUGUCACUGUUCCAGUGCUUUUUAAUAACACCUGUGAAAAAGUUAGAUGUUCUAGACUCAUUUUUGUAGUGGAAACUCUUACCCCUAUAAAUCCUCCAAGCUCCUACAGAUCUCUCCAAAAAUCUGUUACAACAUUGAGUGAUCAGAACUAAGUUACAGGGAUGAAAAUAAUUGCUAUUUUAGAAAAUAUAUGCUUUAUUUCUUGCAAGGGGAAAAUUUCACCUAAAUACAUAAGACUCCUUGAAAGAUCUAUUUUAAGGAAUCCACCAAUUAGAUAAUAAAUUUAUGGGAAAAUUAUCUGACUAGUAUCUGAAGGCUUAUUUAGCCAUAGCAGUUUAUUUAUACAUAAGUAGACUUAUAUUUUUAAAUGCAGCUCCCCUAACUGUUAACAGCUGCUUAUUCUAUUUUGUGAAGGGAUUAUAUUUUCUGAGAAAGGAAGAUCUCAAUUAGAUAUAUUUUGUUAACCCUUGAUGAGACAUAUUAAAGAUACCAAUAUUGCUGUAUAAUUUAAUUGUUUCUUACAUUACUUUUCAUUUUUCCUCUAACUUGCUCAUAUUUCUGGCCAAAACAAUCUCAGAUUUUUCACAGUGGUACAGAUACAUGUUCUCAUCCAUAUAGGAGUGCAGUGUUUUCAGAGCAACAUAUAUGAGACAGAGGCUGUCUAGAGAGUAACUCAGAAUUGUACUUGGCAGGUAAAAUCUCUACUCCCACUGGAGUGGAUGCUGAUAAACACUGAAGAUGUCUACUUCAUUAGGGUUGAGGCUACUUUUCUGCAUCAUUGUCCCUAUAACAGGGACACUUCAUAUUUUAGAGUUUUUAAUUGCCAAACAUGGGAACAGCUGUGAAUAGGGUAAACUCUCAGAGUGCUGUUUAAAAUAUAAUUCCCAGCACCCUGAUUCUGGACCUUUCAUUAUGAUUCUGAGCAGGAAAUUUAUAAGAAAUGGAAAGAGCAGAAGAAUUAAAGCUCUGUCACAUCUGUCCUCCUACCCCUCCCCCCUGGCCCCAUUCCUGGCUAAAUGUGGACUAUAAAGAACUUGCCAAAUGCUAAAGCUGAAGUCCCAGCCCGAGCUUUGCAGUCCAGGACUACACAGAAGAAAAGCAUGACAGAUUUCUACUUGACUGGAACAGACGCGUGAUCCUCAAUUUUCUCUCCAAGGAAAGCUCUUGUCUAAUAUGAAUAUUACUGGCUAGUUGGCAUUAAAUAAGAUCCAGGUCAAAUUCCAUUUGAUUAAUCCCAGGGACUAUUCAGGAAUUCUUUUUUUUUUUUGAACUGGAUAUUGUGUUUGAGUAUGAGUAUGUGAGUCUUCUGUUAAGACUUAGAAUUUCUUAAGAUACAGCAAUUUUAAAAAUUGUUAUAAUUACCCAACUUAUUAAAUACGUUUAGUCUACUCUUGCCAGGGAGCACCAAGAACCAACCUGGUAAGGUUGAGGCUUUGCAAGUAAAAUUCUGGGGUUAUAGGAUCAAUACCAUAUUUGCUGGACAAAGAAAGCUGUCCAGAUUUGCUUGUCUUAUAACUUUUGAAUUAACCAUAGUAUACCUAGUAUGACUAUAUUAAACAGACUAGAUGGAUAGUAGUGCUAAAUUAUUGCUGCCGUUACGUACCAUCUCCCUAGCCUGAUUUUUUUUUUUUUUUUUGAUCAACAGAGAAAUACAAUAAACCAGCCUUGGCCAAUACUAUACUUGUUGUGAGUGAGCUAGCAGCACAGUGUGUGGCAUUUAUACAGUACCCAGGCCCCACAGCGUGCCCAGGUAUUGCCCUCUGGGACCACACAGUGUUAGAAUAUCAUGUCCUUGCCUGUACCCUUUUGCCAGCUGAAUUCCAAACAUGUAAUAAUGAUUUUCCUACUCCCUUUUUUACCUAGCUGCCUUUAGAGUUUGAUAAUCACAGUCUUAAAAACCCAGGAAAGAAGUGGAUGGGAAUUGUAGGCAUGGAUUUAAUAUCAAGGGCAUUUCAAGACAAAAUUUUUAUUUCCUAUAGUGGGCUUGUUAGGGACAAAGGAAAUGUGCUGCUAAAAAUCAAAUCAUGCCAUUGAAAAAUCAGAUAAAAUACAGAGUGCCAUCCUGCUAGAUGUAUACAGACCAGAAGUAAAUUGAGUUGGGAAAAUACUUGUUUUUCCAAAUUCUGGUGUUUUAUUAAAAUCAAAGAAGAGAAAAGGAAGAUUUUUUUUUUUCCCCACAAACUCUAAUAUAUUUUAGAUUUGUUUCUCUUUUAUAGAUUUAAUUUAGUACUCCCACAGAGAUGUUUUUAUAUUAUAUGAAUUUAAUAAUGGACUAAACUUAUUUUUGUCUUCUGUUAUUGAAAGGUACCAAAGCCUCUUUCUAUUUUGUUUUUGUUUUGUUUGUUUGAUGUUAUUAUGGGGUUUUGCUUUCUCUGGAAAUACUUCUCAUUUACCAGCUUUUCUUACGUGUCAGGCUCCACGUUGAUCUGUAUAAUUAUUGUUUUUAGAUUUCAAUUUGUAUGUGUCUCUAAAGGAAUUGGUGAAAUCUCAGAUUUUAUAUUCAGCAUUAAAGGGGAAUAAAUUCCAGAAAACACA
This is a messenger RNA of Lemur catta (Ring-tailed lemur), 3713 nucleotides long. It is a transcript of the gene SH3BGRL2, whose product is annotated as SH3 domain binding glutamate rich protein like 2. The transcript has 4 exons. Gene Ontology annotation, cellular component: cytoplasm. Bases 355 to 678 code for a protein of 107 amino acids. NCBI's taxonomy places the organism in Eukaryota, Metazoa, Chordata, Mammalia, Primates, Lemuridae. The record is from RefSeq and is a predicted model, not a curated record.